GUCCCACAGAGUUUCUCUUCAGGAUGAGCUCAACACAUGUACUGCAGGCUCUGUGCCUACUGAUGCUUUUCUCCAUGACCACCGCUCAACAGGGCUACAUGCACGAGAGUGGUGAGGACUGGGUGAACGCCUGGCGCCAGGGCUUCAACUUCCAGUGUCCCCAUGGUGAGGUGUUAGUGGCAGUCAGGAGUUACUUCAGUGAGAAGGAAGGCUCGGACCGGCUGUGGAGCUUCGAGUGUCAAAGGACUCCUUACGGCUGGGGAGAGCCCAGUGAAUGCUGGUGGGACGACAUCAACAGAGCUGGCAUGGAAUGGUCUUCAGUUUGUACUAGUAAUGGACUGGUAGCAGGAGUGCAGAGUAAGUAUUUUGAAGCAGUUCUGGAUCGAGAAUGGCAGUUCUAUUGCUGUCGAUAUGCUCAAAGGUGCCCCUAUUCCUGCUGGAAGACGUAUGAUGUUCCAGAGUACUACAGAGAAGAGGGUGAGAUGGUGGUUCCCAGUUACGGCUACUUCAUUAGAGGGGCUCAAACUACUUUCAGUGGUGUGCUGAGGGAUCGGCAGUGGAAGUACAUCCUGUGCCGAAUGACAGACUUUGAUUGUCAGUUUCAAAACUACUGACUGCAUUCACUAGCACUAACAGAAAACAUGUCAUACUCCAAUUUAGCAUUAGCUUUAAAGUUUACAAGUUCUGUAUAAUCUUGCAUUGAUUGCCAUUUCCUUGAUUUUACUGCAAGUUUACUUAUUUUCAUUUUUUAACAAAUAAAUGUAAUCAUUUUAAAAUCCAAAAAAAGAAAUGAGCUUUUUUAUAUUGUUGUCUUUUAUAAAUAGCUUUUACAUACAGUUGUAUAAUUGAGCCAUGUAAUAAAAACGGCAUAAAGUUAAAUAAAUCGAGUAUUACUUAAACAGAUAGUGUAACAGUUUACAUUACUGCACUACGAACACUAAAAUCUGUUGCUCAAAACAUUAUUAAAAUACUGAUAUCUCUGGAAAAUAGAAUAAAACUAAUAAAGCAGAAGCUUGUCCCA
Messenger RNA from Danio rerio (zebrafish), 1021 nucleotides. It is a transcript of the gene dpt, whose product is annotated as dermatopontin. Gene Ontology annotation, cellular component: extracellular region. The record is from RefSeq and is marked validated. Lineage: Eukaryota; Metazoa; Chordata; Actinopteri; Cypriniformes; Danionidae.